This is a messenger RNA of Lymnaea stagnalis (great pond snail), 7383 nucleotides long. Lineage: Eukaryota; Metazoa; Mollusca; Gastropoda; Lymnaeidae. The record is from the annotation of a GenBank genome assembly.
CAUAUAAUAGUUGUCACAGGCACGAUCAGACACAGUAACUCCUUAGUAAUUAAAAAAAUCUUCUACCAGCUGUUGACACUGCCAUUACUUUUACCCUAAGAUGUCAGUAUCAGGCCCAGUUGUCUACAACAUUGACAGUUGGAUAGAUGAAAAUAAACAAUAUUUUCUUCCUCCUGUCUGCAACAAAAUGAUGUGCGUCAACUACUUUAGUUUUAGAAUUAAAUAAUAAUAAAUUUGUAUAGUUAAUAAAGUCAAAAGGCUAUUGGGACCCGGGUAUCAGAAGGGAGAGGUUGGGAUUUUAAAAUAUACCAAUUAUUAAAAAUAUUAGUGUAGGUUUUGUAAGACUAAUAUUGGUAUCAAAUGAAAGAUGAUGGAAUGGACUAUGACUAUAUAUAUAUAUAUAUAUAUAUAUAAUAUAUAUAUAGGCCCUAUAUAUAGCCUAUGUCCUGUGUUUGUCAACUUACUUCUUCAGUUUAACUAAAAUAAACUGCCACAAAUGGCAUCCGAAUAGCAUUUGUGGUAGUUCAUUUUAUUUAGUUCAACUGAAGAAGUAAGUUUAAAAAUAUAUAUAAUAGGCCUAUACAAUUAUCUUUCAUUUGAUACCAAAUUUUGUUUUACAAACCCUAAACUAAUAUUUUAAAUAUUUCUGAUACCCGGGUCCAAAUAGUUGAAAUAGCCACAGCCUAAUAAAAUAGCUGAGCUAGCUAUGUUAUAACUUAAAACCGAUAGCCUGAGGCAUUCUGCCCAUACUUGUAUCUACUACUUAGAGUACUAGUAUGUACUCUUGUUCUAGGCAUAGGCUAUGUUGAGUAGUUCAGGGGUCUGCAACCUUAAUCGGCUAAGAAAAUAUAAUAUUAUGGCAGCUUAUGGCAUUACUUACAUUAUUAUAUUUUUUAAAUAGUUUAAAAUAGAUAUUAUAGUGGCAUCCGUCCGUCACAAGAUGACGAUGGUGUAGACUUCGCAGAACGAAAUCCACACGGCCUGGGAUUAUUUUUCUAGGAUUAUAAGCUGGUUUCCAACAGCAAAUCACCACUCUCCACGCUGCUGGAUAACCCAACGGAACAUCAUGUGGAUGAAACAGCUAGGCAUCAGUGGCGUCGCAUGAGUUGUUGGAAUCUUUCAUUGUACCAAUAUUAUCUGCCUACGGGACUCCAUUUCUGGAUUUGAAUUCAGAGUUUCCUUCUCUUAGAUGAGUUACCAUCCAAGGUUAACGAAUCCCAUCCACCUGUGGUGCUGGUGAUGUUUUUGCUUGACUGGGCUUUGAUGAGGAUUAAACUCCAGACCAUCAACUUGAGAUUUGUUCAGUUUAGACCAUUCGGCCACUCAGCACCUAAGAUCAUUAUAACAACAACAAAAAAGAGCCCCACCCCAUCUAUCCUUCAUUGGUUUUAUUAACAUUCAAAGAUUUGCGGGAUGUUCACCACUCUGACCAUUGAGUAAGAUUAAUAAGAACAUGACUGACAUUGCUGACUAUAAAUCAUAAGACCAAAUACAGAAGAGUGAAAAUGAUUCAUUUGCCUGAUGAACAUAAAAUUUACACUGCAAAUUGAUGCAAGAUUAAGUUAAUGUGAAUGUAUUGAUCCAAAUAAAUAGAAAUGUUUUUAGAUUACACUGUACAUAUUCAUUUUCAGCACAUAAAUUAAUAUAUAUUUUAACAAGACACAUUUUUACAAUUAUAACAAUUUAAACACAAGGGAUCCAAAGUAUUUCUCUAGUUUAAAAAUGCUCCAUCAAUGAUCUUCCUUAGUGACAAUAACGACUUAAUUAGUGAUCAUUUAGAUUUGAUAACUGCUGGGGGAGCACUCUGGUCAAUUUGUAUAGACUUGGGAACAAAAGAAUUUUUAUAUAGUUUGGUCCAAACUUAAAGAAAAAAAAAAUCACCCUUAUCGAGCUGAUCUUAGGUAUCUGUUGGGAGGAGGGUAGGAUUCAUGAUUUAAAAAUUGUUUAGUUUUACAUCAGAAAUUUCUUCAAAUAGUUCAAGUGAAGGAUGCUAAGUUUGAAAUUGUUAAGAAAAAAAAUUUAGAAUGAAAAAAACCAAUGAUAUAUAUUUUCCAUUUUCAGGCAUAAUGAUGGGCAGAUGAAAGUAAUGUAUGUUGGUGGUCCAAAUCAGCGUAAGGAUUACCACAUUGAAGAAGGAGAGGAGGUAUAAUCAUGAAAUAUGUAACAAUUUCCGUUCUUUUCUCUCAUAAAAAUAGUUUGAACACUGCUUUGAGUAGAUCUCGUACAUAUUUGAUGGGGCCCUUACCAUCUUUUAAGUAAACACAAAAUGUUUGGGAGAAGUAAAACAUCACUAGAAAAUAAAGAUUGUAUCCGAGUGCUGGCUUUUUUAAACUUUUGGUGUAGUUUUGAUGCUAAGGAUUGCAUAGAGAAAGAUCAAUCCAGUGAACUACCAGUGUCAUUGAAAUAGCAGAUUAGUACAAAUAUUGUAGCAAAUGUUGAAGAUUUCAUGAUAAGCUAAGCAGUUUGUGCAUUCUACUGCUUUUACUUCAAAGGAGAGCUUUUUCCAUGUAAGUCACAAAGUUAUCAAUUAAACACGUAUGAAAUGUAUGUUACCUUCUUUUGUUUGUUACUCUGGCCAUCCAACAACUGAUGUUGACGUUUAGACAGACACUAGCAGGCUACUAUUUCGUAUUUGUUGUGUCUGGCUUCACUGAAGAUCUUUAAUGAUCCGUCCACAGCUGUUUUACAUGUUAAAGGGAGACAUGUGUUUGAAGGUUGUUGAACAUGGACAGCACAGAGACGUUGUGAUCAAUGAAGGAGAGGUAAAUAGUUAUAAUGUUCUAUUUGUCUAUGUUUGAAUCUGUUGAUGUAACGAGCGAAAAGGACUUGAAGACUAUUACCUUUUUUUUUUAAUGCAAAAGAUAUCACAUUUUCAACUCUCUCAUUUGACAUCACAUGUAAAUUGUCACUUGCACAUUUGUUGUAAAGAAAAUUUCAUGUCUAACAAUAUUUUUAUAUAGUCAUUUAAAGUCAUUUGCUUAGCUACUAAUACACUCAAGUUUAAAAGAAAAUUACUAUCAUAACUAUGAUAAAUCAUAACCAUACACACACAAAUUUAAAAAAAAAAUGUAUUAAAUGAUAAUGGUCUUAGGAGGACAUUCAUUUACGAAUUAGGAAAGAAAAUAGUUUUUAAAAAAUAUUUUAUUAAAUUAAAAUCCUUCUCCCCCCCCCCCCCCCCCCCCAAGAUAUUUUUGCUCCCAGGUAAAAUAGCCCACUCUCCACAACGCCAAGGAGACACCAUUGGGCUGGUGAUAGAGAGAGAGAGGGAUAACAGUGAGCUGGAUGGUCUAAGGUGAAGAUGGAAAAUUUAAGUGUAUUUAUAAAGUGCAGUCUGUUUUAAAUUAAAUGGAGUUGCUUUUUUUUUUUUUACCACGAAGAUUUAAUUUUAGUUAACCAAAGCAAGCAUAGACCAAAGUUACUUUAGUUUGCAAUAAAUUAUCUCAUUGAUAUUUAACAAUUUCAGAUAUUAUCAAGAGGUGGAUGGUGUGCCUACAGCAGAAUCUCUCUAUGAGGAAUGGUUCCACUGCACUGACCUAGGUACCCAGCUGGGUCCCGUCAUAAAAAGGUUACCUAUCACUUUGAUCAUCUUGGCAUUAGCUUCUCAUAAAUGUCAGCUCAAGCGUUGAGCUCACUCUGUCUAAUAAUUAAGUGCCGAUAUGAGCGGCACCAACGUCAGAAAUCAGGACGAAAAAUUUUAAAAGUUGCCAACAUCACAGUUGUAAAGUUAGUCAAAGCUCAGGAGUUUUCUUUCUUCAUUGCAGAUAUUUUGGCUCGGAGCAACAUAAAACAGGAAAACCAGUGCCUGGUAAUUAUGAUUAUCUUUUUAUCUAAAAUGCACAGUAAAUGUCCAAACAAAGAAAGAAAAAAAAGUACUCUGAAUUGUUUUAAAUAUUUUAAAAAAAAAAUUAUUAGGCCCAUGCAUUAAAAAUUUUUGUUAAAGAUUGUAACAUUCUGAAUGGUUUAUUUUCAUUCACGUAUCUGCGCUUAAAGAGUUUUAAUAAUGGAUCUGCAUCAUUUGUAAAACUCGAAUGACAAUUUUUGUGAACAGGGACCAUUCCAGAAAGCCCACCCAUCAUCCUUGACAGUGAAAUCAGCAUGCAGGACCCAUUCAACCUGCAUGUGUGGAUAGAACAGAACAGAAAAGAACUGGACAGCAAGGGCUUCGUCCAACUCUUUGGAGAUAACUUUCAGUUUUCUGUGAGUCCCCGUACUUAGUUUAAAAAUAAUAAUCUACAGAUUUUCUUCAAGUGUUCGCCAUGUACAUCAAAAGCAUUCAAACACAGAUGGAUGAAGAGAAUAUUGAAUGGUGUUGGUCACCGAACAAAUGAUUUUUAAUAAUACAAAAACAAAUUUAAGUUACUUAAUAAUUUUUCCAGUUCCUUCUUAUGUUAUCUUGAAGCAUGUGAUUCAUACAGCAGUAUACUGUUGGGUGUACACUAUCCAUCACAAAUGCUAAACAUCCAAGGGGUUUAUUACAGGUGAAGCUAUACGGAAAGGGAGAAAAUACUGGACUUUGUGACAAUGCAGAGACUUGGAUAUGGCAGAUGGUAAGAUACCCUUCUCAGAUGUUGUUUAAACUUUUCCUUUCUGAACUCCCUUGUCUUUUUAAAAAGGAAUUUUUCAAUUAUUUUCACCAUUUUUUACACCUCUUUAAGCUGUGCUUCCCAAACAGUUCGGUGAUGUGAAUAUGAACAAAAUGAUUGCAAACAAUGCUACUCUAUUCUAAGAGCAUGUAGAAGAUUAUUUUUCACUGCAGUGGAAACAGAGCUGAUACUUUUAUCUGUAGCAUGUCAGAAGGAGAUGCCUGUACUUUAAUUUUUAACAUGUCAGAAUGAGAUGCCUGUACUUGAAUUUUUAACAUGUCAGAAGGAGAUACUGGUAAAUGAGACCGAGUUUUUAUUUCCAAAUAACAAGUUACCCCACUUGCAAUCAAUAGGAGAAAAAUAUAAGGUAAUGGUUUUUAAAAAAAACACAAACUAUUUCUUUUACAUCAGGAAGGUGAGUCAGUUGUUACUCAAAAUGACAAGGAGUUCAAGCUUCAAAAAAAUGACUCGUUUCUGAUAAGAGUUGGGGAAAGGUAAAAAAAAAUAUUCCAACUAUUUUUUAAGCUGAAUGUCUUCUGCAGAUAUCAAAAUACAAAGCCCUAUAUCUGUUGUUUGUUUUUUUUUCAGUUACAGUGAUUUAUUGCUUAAUAAGAGUUUGAUAUAAUAAUCAUUCACCGCUUAUCUAUUAUGUACAUAGCCUUAACUAUCCUUAACUUAACACAUCUCUUAUUUUAUUUAAUAAAAUUAGGUAUAAAGCAGCUCGGCCAGAAGGGAGUAUUGCCUUGAUCUGCUACCAAGAUCCAUCUCGGAAAAAGUAAUAAAGAUGUGACCAAGAAAUUUACAAGUUCAUGUUAAAAUUGUUCAGAUGAUGUUCACUGUUAGUCCCUGUCAGUCAGCAAUGACAGCCUUCACUGUUUUGUUAAAUGAAGAAAUUAGAUGAAAAAUGAUUAUGAGUAAGUAUCAAGGGAUCUGUUGAUGAAGAUCACUAAUGUUUUCAGUCUUUGAAGAUUUUUGUGAAAACUUUAUUCUAAUGCAAAAUUUAACCAGCCAGCAUUUAUGCAAGAUUUAUGGCAUUUAUUUUUUUGAUGGUUUUGCUGCACCAUUUAUAUAAACUUAUCCAAAUGCAUUCUUGACACAUAUGUAAUUUUUUUGGUAUCAUUUUAUUCCAGUGUAUUUCAGGGAAAUUACAGCAUUUCUGUAAUGCAUCUGUAAUAUUGUUGUUUUUAAAUUUAAUUUUCAGUGUUGGUUUUUAUGUAACUAGUCCUUGGAUCUUGUGUGCAUAUUUCUAUGCCGUUAUUGUGUCCAUCAAUUUCUGGCUAAGGGAAGUACUUGUUUGUAAUCUUAUGCAUUUUAUUGCCCUAAAGUGAUACACUAUUUUCUUGAAAUAAUUUUUUGUUAUCAGUUACAUUGAAUGUUGGAAGAUAAAUAGUUAUUUUUAUCCAUUUGGAGAAAAAACAUGUAUUGAGAUGUGCCUUAUUCAAAUAUAUAAAUGAGGUGAAAUCCUCCCCUUGUUGAUACUUAGCUUUGUUACCACCUAAAUGCUUAUUAAUAACAACUUACACAUUAAUUAUAUAAUUAUGUAUUUUUUCAUAAUCCUAAAAGUUGUUAAGACAUACAAGCAGUCCCUGGGUUUGGGACUUUAGGGACAGCAUGCUAACAAACGGUCUCUAAGGGGCGUAUUCAUAAUUAGAUUAACUAUUCUGAUCUAGGAACUGAGUAAAACAAAUUAAGGUUAAACCUGAAAAAAAAAGGAACGCAACAGAACAACGAACAAAGAAAGGAAGACUUCAUCAGCGAACAACAGAAAAAAACAGAAUAAAAUUUGAAAAAAUAUGACUUAGUUGAGAAGUACUGGCACAGAAAGAGCGGAGAAGUAGUGGUGGGGGAGAUGUGUUAAACUUUUGAGUCACAUUCUUUUGCUGUCCUCUGGGAUACUACUUCUCAGCUAAGUGCCAUUUUUUUUCUAUUUUAUUCUGUUUUUUUCUGUUGUUUGUUAUUAUUUAUUAUAUUCUGGGAUAUAAAUAAGCAUAUUAUUUCUAUUAGUAGUAUAAGCCUAGUUUAAGUGAAGGAAAAAGCCCAUGCAUAAUAGUUCCUGUAACUUAUUUUCAGUGUGACUGCAUUAUUAGGUCAGUCCAUCAGAGAAACAUAUAAUUAUUUAUGUAUUCAUUGGGAUAACACACGAAUCAGACCUUAUAUUUUUAUCAAAAUGUAUCAAGUUUGUAACAUGCCUUGUAAAAUAGCAAUGAAUACGGAGAAAGUGAAUAAUUGUUAAAGUUACCAAUGAAAGAGUAUUUUAGGAUUAUAUAUCAAUUAACUUCACAAAAUAAUUCUUUAGGAGUAACAAAACAAUUCUACCAAGUUGUUUUUUUUCUUUUUCUCUCUUUCUGAAUCUUAUUUCUAUCAGUCCGGCAUGAGUAAUUUUUUUUUAAAUUUCAGGAGAGAAACUAACUUAAAAUAUCAUGAAAUUAGAAAAACUUUGGCUUUAAUAAUUAUGACUCAAUGUUUCAUCAUUUUUGUGAGUGUCAUUUCCUAAUGACCACAGAAUGAUUGCAUGUAACUAAUUAUUGGUUUUAAUGAAUGAAUUAUUGCAUUGAAACAUUAUUUUAUAAGGUUAGUUUUUAAAAUUAAUAAUUAGCUUAUAAUGUUAAUGUGAAUCUUUGUACAUUUCCCUAAUGAUCUUAUGAUAGGCCUACAUACCAUUAAAAAAAAUUAAUUAAUGAAAAAUUCCAAACAAAGUCAAACUUUCUUUUGAUUGUGCCUUGAAUAUUGUUUGCAUUUACAAAUGUAUUAUCCUAAUCUGUUGUGUAUACACUGUUACAUAUUAAAAUGUUUUUAGCCC